GCCCCCUCUUCUCUCCCUCGGGGCCCUGCAGUCAGACACAGACUACGGUAUGAGAGCCCUCGUUUGGUGAGGGAGGGCUUUUGUUAGUAAUCACAGUUCACUUUGGAGUUGCCAAGCAGGACCAAGUCGGAAUUCCACUCGCCUUUCAACUCCGACCAUAGUGGACCUCAGCAAAGUCUGCAAAAAGAUGGAAAACAACUUUCUAAAAUGGAUCCUAAACUUUUGCAUGUUCUGCACCGUGUCAGGUGAAGGAUGCUCUCUGGAGCUGAAGCCCUCCAGGGUGGUGGUGGGGUUUGGGGAGCCUGUUUCCGUCAGCUGUGAGGCCUCUCGUCCGGUGCGUGUCUUAGGCUGGGAGUCAGCCAUCGGGGCAGCACACACCCAACAGGACCGUGCUGUCCAAUGGAAGGUGGACAGUCUGAUCGACUGGAUCGAGGAGCCUAUCUGCUAUGGAGUCUUCUUCACUGCACCCAGACAGUGUGAGGAGAAACUCAACCUCAUUCAUUACAAGACUCCAGACAGUGUCACUAUCAGCUCAGCGAACCACACUGGUCCCAUGUUGGAGGGGAAAGAGUACCAGUUGCUCUGUGAUGUCCAGAACAUUGCCCCUGUUCAAUACCUCACCCUGAGGUGGUACAGAGGGCAGACUGAAGUUUACAACCACUCUUUCUCUGAUCUGACCCCAGCCUCCCCUGUCCAAGUAUCCUCCAUCCUCCUGAUCACCCCAACCAAAGCUGAUAACGGAGCCCAGUACAAGUGCGUGGCUCAGCUGGACUUGGGACCAGAGGGACCACAACCGCCUCCUUCAGUGACAUCAGAGCCUCUCAACGUCUCUGUGGACUACCCCCCAUCCUUCCUCAGUCCUGAGGCUGAGACCCUGGACAUCGGUAUGGGGGAUGAAAUCACAUUAAACUGUACGGCUACAGGAAGCCCCAGUCCUGUGUACAGCUGGCAGUCUUCAGAUCCCAAAGAGAAGAUGGAGGACCUACCUCUUUUUACCUCUUCCUCCUUGCUUCCAGGGACCUACACCUGCAUUUCCUCUAAUAAGAUUGGCAAGAAGAGUAAGCAAUUCAUCAUCAAGACUAAGUCUUAAGGUGUGAGAAUGUCAUCAUUGUCAGCCAGACCAUCGCACAGAAAAAAAGGAAUCGCCUUACAUUUUUAAAGACUUUGGUCAUGUAAUAGUAGCAUAUUGUGUUAUGAUUGAUUCUGGUUGUUAUUGCAACAUAACGUAUACUUUGAUGUGUUUAAAUAUAUAUGUAGGGUAUACAGUUCACUUUCAGUGUGGAGAACCCUAGAACAAGAGGUAGUGUGAAUAAUUAUAUCCAUUAAUAAGCUAUCCAUUAACUUUAUUUUGGAAAUCUACGUUGUUGUUUAUGUUCUCUUUUUUACAUGCAUAAAAACACUAAUAAAAUGACAAAUGUAUAUUUA
Messenger RNA from Oncorhynchus kisutch (coho salmon), 1425 nucleotides. RefSeq names its product hemicentin-2-like. Gene Ontology annotation, biological process: cell adhesion. Lineage: Eukaryota; Metazoa; Chordata; Actinopteri; Salmoniformes; Salmonidae. Bases 188 to 1090 code for a protein of 300 amino acids. The transcript has 5 exons. The record is from RefSeq and is a predicted model, not a curated record. Gene Ontology annotation, molecular function: integrin binding.